UCCUUUGCCAUGAUGCCCCGUGGGAAGAGGGAUCCCGUCCUGCUGUCCCACGCCGAGCUGUCCGGCACCGACGGCGAGGGUCCCCGCAGCGGCGGUGAGGGCCGGCGCUCCACCUCGGAGGAGGAGGAGGAGGAAGAGGGGGGUCACCUCCCCGGCCUCCCUCGGGACGAGCUGGCCAAGAGCAUGUCCGGCUCCUCCGUCUCCUCCUACCACUCCGCCCUGUGCUCGGAGGGGACGGAGACCUUCAAGGACUGCUUGGAGUUUCUGGAUGAGGAGGGAACAGCUUCCCAGGACGCGGGGCAGCGGGGCAGCCGCCCCGAAGGGGCUGCCCCGGGACGCUGGGCUCCGGUGGGGGCCCCCGCCGUCCCCCCGCGGCAGGCUCAGCUGUCCGGCACGGCUAAGAAUAGCCCGGCGCCAGGGCAGGGGGGCAGGAUGGGUCCCCUCGGUGGGGACCGGCAGCUUGUCAGCGCUGCCACCCCCUCCAGCAGGGAGCUGGCGGGGCCCCGGCAGCCCGGGGGGAUGCUGAGCGGGGUGCCCAGCGAUUCGGACGAGGCGGACGGCGAGGUGCGGGCGCUGACAGCCAGGGCUUUCCGCAGCCUCUCGGGUCUGCCCGGCACCCACCUCGACAUGUGCAGCUCCCACACCUCCUCCAGCCUCUCCAACUCGCUGUCGGAGGAUGGGGGGCGGCCGCGGCAGUGGCCAGCGGCUGGCAGCGAAGCCCGGGGCACAGCGGCAGCUCCCCGUGGCAGGGUGGGCUGGCCCUUCCCCGCCGGCGUGGAGGGGGAGCUGCUGGGUUUGCUGGGGAAGGAGCAGUUCGAGUGUGUGGAUGUGGAGCUGGAGAGCGGGGAGGCCAGGAAGGGCCACAGCAAGAAGAGGACUGUCCCCAAGCGCCAGAUCCAGCUGAAGAGGAAGGAGAGGAAGGAGACAGGUUUCGGCCCCUGGGGGGAUGGCCAAGCCCCCCAGCCCCUGCCCCCAGCAAGGAAGGAGCCCCCCAGCAAGGGCAGGGGCAUCGGAGAGGACUUCAGGCUCAACUACAAGCAGUUCAUGAAGAUGGCCUCCCUGGAUGCCAACGAGAAGACCAGGGCGGCUUCUUGCCUGGUGAAAAACGUCCUGGCCAAGAAGAUGCAGUACGAGCAGAGGAUCAAGAUGGAGCAGAAGGGGCUGCGGGGCAGCUCGACCUCCUCUGGGCCAUCCUCUGCUGGCACCGACCUGCCGGGGGACGGCCUGGAGGGCAAGUCCAGCUCGCUCUCCCGCUCGGACUGCAGCUUCUCCGCCGAGGACCUGCGGGGCGGUGGGAUGCCGGCGGCCACGGGGGAUGUCCCCACCACCCGCCCCGCCAAGGGGGUGGUGCUGAGCGAGGCGACCCGGGAGAGCGUCUGCAAGCUGAAGAAAACCUUCAAUGAGCUCAACGAGAGGAUGAAGUACCAGGAGGUGCUGGAAGGCCACCACCGGCUGCCCGGCACCACCGAGAAACCGGCGUCAGAGCGGAUCUGCUACCGGCAAGCCCGCGCCUUGUUUGAAGCCCACCCCGAGGUGGGGAAGGGGCUGGAUGUUGCCCCCAGAUUUCAGAGAGGGCCGAGGCCGUGGCCCAGCUUGAAGCAACGAGCCAUCCGCCCCAGCCGCCCCCAGACCCUGCCCUUGGAGCCCAACAGCCUCCCCGCCGCGCCGCGCCUCUUCACCUCCCGGGCGCAGGAGGUGAAGCUGCUGCCGCAGAGCCGGCGGGAGGAGAAGCCGCCCCCAGCCCCCCACCCGCCCCCCAGCCCCCUCGCCCCCAAACGGGGGUCCCCGCCGCCCGCAGCACCCCCCAAGACGGAUGAUAAGGGGAAGGGGCGCAUCCCCCAGCCCCGGGACGUGCGCAAGCUGGUGAAGAGCAGCUACAGCCUCUGCUUCGGGACCACCGGCGCUUCCCAGGGCCCCGCCGCACCCGCGACCCCCGGGGACCCGGCCCCCGCCGCCCCGCUCGUCAUCCACUGCACCUCGGUCUGCCGGCGGGGGACGGGCAGCCGGCCGGGGGACAGGGAAGCACGGGCAGCUCCCAGCCCAGAGCCAGCCCCGGCACGCACCGAGGGUCCCGCAGAGCCCACCAGCACCCAGCCCACCCGCAGCUCCCCCAGCCACAUCCCCAGGGCCCAGCCCACCCGCAGCACCUCGGAAGGAGCCGCAGCGCCCUCAGCCCCGCGCCAGGAGCGCAGCGAGCUCAGGCUGGCACCGCGGGUGGCCCAGGGGGUGCCACACAUGGAGACCCACCUCCACGUCCUGGUCGGCCAGCGACCCCCAGCUGUGGCUGAGGAGGGCCCCCCAGCCCAGAGCAGGGCUGUGCUCCGGACGGAGAAGACCCUUCUCCUCCCACCACCACCCCCCCCAUCGCCGAGUCCCACCGAGGGAGAGGACGGAGGUGGCCGUGGUGGCUCCAGAGGGCUCCCGGCUGCCGAGGGGCUCCAGGCAGGGGGGCAGCAGCGCGGCGGCAGCGACGGCAGAGACCCCCACGCUGGAUCCCCAGCCCACAGCAGCGUGUACCCUCAGCCCGGGAAAGAAGCGGAGAGAAGGGAGCAGGUGGUGGGGAACACCAGCUCUGCGGGCAGCACUGGCCCCACUGCCCCGUUUCCAGCCCGGGUGGCCAGCAAAGGUCCCUCUGUCCAGUUGCCAGAGCAGAGGGAGGCCUGGGAGCGUUUCCCACCGUGGCCAGCAGCCCCCGAGCCUCACCUUCCUGCUUCCCCAGCGGAGAACUCCAACUAUUUAGCAAUCCCUGUGAAAGCCCCCGAAACUUCUCUGAUGCCCAAGCUGCCCUCAGUCUCCAACCCAGCCACUGCAUUCUUUGGGACCCCCUUGGUCCCCAACCCUGCCAGCACAUCCUUCGGAACCCCCACGGUCACCAAUCCAGCCAGCACAUCCCUUGGGACCCCUUUGGUCCCCAACCCAGCUCGUGCAUCCUUUGGGACCCCUGUAGUCCCCGCUCCAGUUAGCACGUCCUUUGGGACCCCCGCAGUCCCCAACAUGACCAACUCAUCUCUUGGCUACUCAUCAGCCUCCAGCCUGGUCAGCACAUCGUUUGGUGCUCCUUUGGUCUCCAGCCCCACCAACAAGUCUUUCGGGACCCCCUUGAUCCCCUACCCAGCCAGUGCUUCCUUUGGAACCCCCUUGGCCUCCAAUCCAUCCAGUGCACCUUUUGGUACUCCCCUGAUCCCAAAUCCAUCCAUUGUACCCUUUGGGAAUCCCCUGUCCCCCAAUCCAUCCAGAGAAUCCCUUGGGACCCCCUUAGUCCCCAAUCCAUCCAUCACAUCCUUUGGGACCCCCUUGAUCCCAAAUCCACCCAGCACAUCCUUUGGGACCCCCUUGGUCCCCAGUCCACCCAGCACAUCCUUUGGGACUUCCUUGGUCAACAACCCAUCCAGUGCAUCCUUUGGGACCCCCUUGGUCCCCAGUCCACCCAGCACAUCCUUUGGGACUUCUUUGGUCAACAACCCAUCCAGUGCAUCCUUUGGGACCCCCUUGGCACCCAACCCAUCCAGUGCAUCCUUUGGGACUCCCUUGAUCCCAAAUCCAUCCAUCCCAUCCUUUGGGACCCCCUUGGCUCCUAACCCAUCCAGUGCAUCCUUUGGGACUCCCUUGAUCCCAAAUCCAUCCAUCCCAUCCUUUGGGACCCCCUUGGCUCCUAACCCAUCCAGUGUAUCCUUUGGGACUCCCUUGAUCCCAAAUCCAUCCAUCCCAUCCUUUGGGACCCCCUUGGCUCCUAACCCAUCCAGUGUAUCCUUUGGAACUCCCUUGAUCCCAAAUCCAUCCAUCCCAUCCUUUGGGACCCCCUUGGCUCCUAACCCAUCCAGUGCAUCCUUUGGGACUCCCUUGAUCCCAAAUCCAUCCAUCCCAUCCUUUGGGACCCCCUUGGCCCCAGAUACACCCAGAGCAUCCUUUGGGAUCCCCUUAGUCCCCAAUCCAUCCAUCGCAUCCUUUGGGACCCCCUUGAUCCCCAAUCCACCCAGCACAUCCUUUGGGACCCCCUUGGUUCCCCAUCCAGCCAACUCUUCGCUUGGAAUCCCCACGGUCCUCAACCCAGCCAGCUCAUCCUUUGGGUCCCCUUUGGUCACCAACCCAGUUCCUGCUUCCCUUGGGCACCCAUCAGUCUCCAACAUGGCCAGCUCAUCCUUUGGAUCCCCUUUGCUCCCCAACCUGGCUGGUGCUCCACAGGGAACUGGUGUGUGUCCCCUGGUCAGCAGGGAAGUGGCCUGGAGAAAACCCAGCCCUGACCUCCCCCAGCGCCCCGAGGGCCUGGUGCCCCCAGCCCAGCCCCAACCUCACCCCGAGGACGCUCCCCCUUUCCCGAGGAGAACAGAUGGUGCCUCACCCAGCAGUAAGAACACACCAAGCUCCACCAAGCCCUUUGCUCCUCACCUGCCCACCCACCGGAGGAUGCUCGUUGAUCCCGACAGCGGGAAAUGCUACUACAUGGAGCCGCCACGGCAGCCCCAGCUGAAAACACUCUACGACCCCGAGACGGGGCAGUACCUGGAGGUGCUCAUCCCACCGGUGGCAUCACAUCCCGGGCUCUACCAGGCUCCUUUCAACCCCCUGCUGAUGGCCUCAGGGGUCUACGCUCCACCCUACGCGCCCUACAGCGGCUUCCCAGGGCUCCCGCCCCCCCCGCAACACGCCGGCCCCUCCCCAGCUCACCCCGAACCCCCGGCUGCCGAAAACCCCGGCUUCUCCGGGACCUUCAGCCCUGCUCCCACGGGAGAGGGGACACCCGCUGCCGGGGGUCCUGACUGCGGGUACCUGGAGAGCCCGUACUACAUCCCCACGGGGAUGCAGACCAGCCCCCGCCAGCCCCGCGCCAGCCCUGCGGGGGCUGAGAAGGGACCGCAGCUCCCGAUGUGACAGUCCUUGGAAGGGGACAGACCACAUGGCAUGUCCCCUCCCCACCGGAUGGGCUUUAACCCCAAAAGCAGCACCACCACCCCCCGCCCACAGCUGAGCUGCUGAAGCACCGAGGGGUAAUGGGCACCAGCUGGACCCUCCUCAUGGAAAUGGGGAGAAAAAGGGUUGUUUUUUUUCCAAUGUGAGCACCUGGCAGCCCCCCCCGGGGGGGCUUCAAGUCAUGGGCCCCGGCCGGCCAAGGGACCAGAUGCACAGAGUCCCCCCCCCCUUUCUGCAGAACUGCUGGUCCUGUCCCGAGGGUGACCUGGGCUGGUUGGCACAGGGGGACAACGGCCCGGCCACCACCAGCCCCCCCAGCCACGGCUGCAGCACGGACUGCCUGAAAUGGUAAUAAAAAUGCUGAGGCAGCAUUAAAUCCUG
Molecule: messenger RNA, 5289 nt
Organism: Apus apus (common swift)
Lineage: Eukaryota; Metazoa; Chordata; Aves; Apodiformes; Apodidae
Gene: PROB1
Product: proline rich basic protein 1
Exons: 1
Coding region: 10-4869 (1619 amino acids)
Cellular component (GO): nucleoplasm
Source: RefSeq, a predicted model, not a curated record